AUGGAGAGAUCUGUAAAGAGAGAUCAAGCAGUGAGAUGUAUCGUAGCCAGCAAGAUCAAGCAAGCAGACGAUCCUGUGUCGUUGUUCGCUGCAAACAUGAAAUCUCUGCAUUUAUCUGGAAAACUCGCCUUCCUUACCACUUUCGUUCUCCUUUCCCCAACUGGCGCGCUCAGAGUUCAAUCCAACCUCGCAUUUUCUCCGUCGCUUCUCAUCUCGAAGAACUCCCAUGCGCUUGCCCUGUCUUCCGUCCAAGGACGAAGGGUUGUCACGCUCCUACGAGAUUCGAAGGAUGGAAGAAAAUUUGACAACCUCAACGAUCGAGCCAACAAGCUGUCGGAGGAGGCGAAGAAGUACGAGAACUCAGACGUCUCCGACCUGGCUGAGGGCUUCCUUACAGCGGGAGCGGCUGCUCUCUUGGUGGGACUUGCAGCCUGGGCCUUUGGGCCGAGAAGGGCUGGAGCUGAGAUGAAGACGUUUGCGUUCAACAACGCGCCUCAGCAGGAGACUCUUGUUGGGCCAACCCUCCCUGAUGACACGUUCAUCUCUGCUUCCAAGUGGGAAGGCGCCAAGAAAGGUUUCGUCUUCAAGACUGGCCCCAAGGGGCUGGGCUACUACCUGGACACGGGGUUGUCGCUUGAGGAGCUGGGAGGAAAGAGCGGCGGAUUUCACAUCCCAACUCCAGUCACUGUUGCUGUUGGAGUUGUCGGUCUCGGUGUGACAGGGAAGUUUCUCCUCAAGAACCGCGGCACUCUCACGCUCGCUGCCAUGGCGGCAAAAGCGGCCAUGAAGGCUCGAAGCGCCUCGUCCCCCAUGAACGUGGGAGGAACUGCAGGGGGGGCAGCAUCAGCUGCGGCAGCUGGAGCUUCAGCUGGAGCUAAGGCAGCAGAAGCGUAUCAGACCGCAGCAGCGAGUGCAGAGACGUUCGCAGGAAAGGAUCCUGCGACCAUGAAAGCAGCUGAGCUCAAGAAGGCGAUUCAGGAGCUUGGAGGCAACCCGUCAGGUCUGGUGGAGAAAUCAGAGCUCGUCGCUCUUUUCCGCGAGCUUCAGUCGUCUCCGAGGACAGUGACGACAAGGAAGUACAACCCUGCUGAGGAGGACAUGUCCUCUGCUGCUGCUGCUGCCGAUUUCGAUCCUACCAAGGUGGACCAAUCGGCUCUCAACGACAUGAUGGGCAAUCCGAUGAUUCAGGCCCUGUCGAAGCAAAUGAUGAACGAUCCAGAGACGAUGAGAGAGUUCCAAGAGGCGAUGUCGAGCGGAAAGGGUAUGAACGAGCUUAUGAGCAGCCCGAAGUUCCAGAAGAUGACGGAGAACCUUAUGUCGAAUCCUGAGGUGAUGCGCAUGAUGCAAGAUCCAUCGGAGAUCAACAAGAUGAUGGACCAGAUGAAGAAGAUGGGGGUGAACCCUCCUCGCGGCUUCUAA
Molecule: messenger RNA, 1419 nt
Organism: Guillardia theta CCMP2712
Lineage: Eukaryota; Cryptophyceae; Pyrenomonadales; Geminigeraceae
Exons: 17
Coding region: 1-1419 (472 amino acids)
Source: RefSeq, a predicted model, not a curated record